Messenger RNA from Plasmodium reichenowi, 581 nucleotides. RefSeq names its product nucleoside diphosphate kinase, putative. The annotation marks the transcript as partial. The record is from RefSeq and is a predicted model, not a curated record. Gene Ontology annotation, molecular function: nucleoside diphosphate kinase activity. The transcript has 4 exons. NCBI's taxonomy places the organism in Eukaryota, Apicomplexa, Aconoidasida, Haemosporida, Plasmodiidae.
AUGAAGGAUGAAAGGUGUAUUUUUAUAAUAUUACCAGAUGUUACUAAUGAUCUUAAAGACGAAGAAGUUCUAGAAAAAUUAGAAGAAAAAAAUUUUAUUAUUUUGAAAAAAAAAAAAGUUCACUUGACAGAAAAUGAAAUAAAAGAAAUAUUCGAUUUUACACCUGAACAAUAUAAUGAUAUAAAUGAAUUUUAUGAUUAUAUAGAAAGUGGUUUGUCAUUGAUUAGUUUAAUAGAACAUAUAGAAGGAGAUACUAUUAGUAAAUUAAAUUCUUUAACUAAAAGUACUUCUAUAUUAAUAAAGGAUGAAAAAUACUUUGAAUGCUUAGAAUAUCAAUGCAAUUUAAAGUGCAAAAACGUUCCCUUUUAUUUUAGUAAAAAUGAGUGGUAUUUUAUUAGAGAUAUUGAUUUUUUUUUCCCAUCAUAUGACAAUAUAAGUUUGGAACGAACUUUUAUUAUAUUAAAACCUGACGUUGUGGAAAUGAAUAAGAUGAAUGCUAUAGUUAGUGAUAUUUUAAAUUUCGACCUAUUAAUAGUAGCUAUAAAAAGAGGUGUGCUGUCUGUAGAAAGAGCAAAGAAAUU